AUGCCGGAGAGCUAUGCUAAGAAGGCAAACUACAAAUUCCUCACUAUCCUCGGUGAAGGUACGUUUGGCGAAGUCAAAAAGGCUGUCUGGAAGCGUCCAAAGUCCCAUUCGUCCAACGAUUCGCACGCCGACAAGGAGCAGGCUGCCAAGGGCGAGCAUCAACCCUCGAAAGAGGCCGACGAGGGCUACGAGGAGAUCGAAGUCGCUGUAAAGUGUAUCAAGAAGAAGAUCGUCCGCGGCCAAGAAUCGAUCGUCUACGAUGAGAUGGAUGUCCUCAAAGGCCUCAAUCAUCCCAAUAUCGUCAAGCUAUACGACUGGUUCGAGUCAAAGGAUAAAUACUACCUCACUUUUGAGAUUGCCAGCGGUGGCGAACUGUUUGAUCGCAUCUGCGAAAAGGGCAAGUUCACCGAGAAGGACGCCAUCAGCUGCAUCAAAGCCACUCUCGCCGGUGUCGCUUAUCUGCAUUCUCAUCAGAUCGUCCACCGUGACCUGAAGCCAGAGAACUUGCUCUACCGCACACGCGCACCCGACUCCUCGCUCGUCAUUGCCGACUUUGGCAUCGCAAAGCAUCUGCACAGCGAAGAGGAAGUGCUCACGACCGUCUGUGGCAGUCCAGGCUAUGCUGCGCCCGAAGUCCUCAACAAGGUCGGCCACGGCAAGGCCGUCGAUCUCUGGUCAAUCGGUGUGAUCACUUACACCCUUCUCUGCGGCUACACACCGUUCCGCGCGACGGAUCGACAAGAGCUGCUCGAGGAAACUACCCGUGCCAAGGUUGAAUUCCACGCGCGCUACUGGAAGAACGUCAGCGAUGAAGCCAAGGAUUUCAUCAUGUGUCUCAUCAAGCCUGAUCCGAAAGAUCGCUAUACGGCCGACCAAGUUCUGAAGCACAAGUGGCUCAAUGAGCACAGCCCUUCGGACGAACACGAUCUUUCCCAUGGUCUACGCGAGAACUGGAAUGCCAGAAGGACGUGGCGCUCGACCAUUUCUGCCGUCACCGCCACUCAGCGCCUGCAACGAGGGGCCACCAAGGCAUCAGACGCGACCGCCCUCCCAGAGUCGGAGGAAGAUCCGGCUCCGGCAAGGGGCGACAAAGAAGUCGAUGAUCUGCGCAAGAAAGUUUCGUCUGUCGAAGUCUAGUCCAUCCGUCCGUCCAGGUCCAACAUAACCCUGUAUCCAGUCGCUUGCAUGUCUGCUUGUCAUUGCUCGCUCCUCUUCGUCGCUACGUUUCAGCAUGAGUGCACUCCUCCUCUCGUAGCUGACCGCGACACACUCUUCCAGCUAGCCUGUCCGGCAUGCCGAUGCUCCUGCCUUCAGGCUGGCUCCUCAUCGCCAACUUCAUUCUUAUCGUGUUUGCCCAGUCUGGCGGCGACGAGUGGCGACUCUAUCCAGUCUAUUC
Molecule: messenger RNA, 1396 nt
Organism: Mixia osmundae IAM 14324
Lineage: Eukaryota; Fungi; Basidiomycota; Mixiomycetes; Mixiales; Mixiaceae
Exons: 6
Coding region: 1-1137 (378 amino acids)
Biological process (GO): protein phosphorylation; cellular response to oxidative stress
Molecular function (GO): calcium/calmodulin-dependent protein kinase activity; ATP binding
Source: RefSeq, a predicted model, not a curated record